ACAGAGUAUUUCGGCACCAUUGGCAUCGGAACUCCUGCCCAGGACUUCACUGUCAUCUUUGAUACCGGCUCCUCCAACCUGUGGGUGCCCUCGAUCUACUGCUCCAGCGCUGCCUGCACCAACCACAACCGCUUCAACCCUGAUAAGUCUUCCACCUAUGAGGCCACCAGCGAGACGGUCUCCAUCACCUAUGGCACCGGCAGCAUGACAGGCAUCCUCGGCUACGACACCGUCCAGGUUGGAGGCAUUGAAGACACCAACCAGAUCUUUGGCCUGAGCGAGACGGAACCCAGCUCCUUCCUGUAUUACAGCCCCUUUGACGGCAUUCUGGGUCUGGCCUACCCCAGCAUUUCUGCCUCUGGGGCCACACCUGUCUUUGACAACAUAUGGGACCAGGGCCUAAUUUCUCAGGACCUCUUCUCCGUCUACCUGAGCUCGUAA
Trichechus manatus latirostris (Florida manatee) is the source of this 441-nucleotide messenger RNA. RefSeq names its product pepsin A. Gene Ontology annotation, molecular function: aspartic-type endopeptidase activity. The annotation marks the transcript as partial. Gene Ontology annotation, biological process: proteolysis. NCBI's taxonomy places the organism in Eukaryota, Metazoa, Chordata, Mammalia, Sirenia, Trichechidae. The transcript has 3 exons. The record is from RefSeq and is a predicted model, not a curated record.